GGGCUGAGUGAGCUGCCGCCGCCGCCGCCGCCGCCGCCGGGGGAGGGGCGGCCGCCGCCCGCCUGCGCUGAGAGACUCACGCAGCCCCAGUCCCGCCAGUCCGCCAACACUGUAGUGCCGGCCCCCCCUCCUUCCCUGGCCCUUCCCCCUCCCCGCCUUUGGCUCGCUCCGCCUUUCUGCCCCCCACCCCCACUUCACGGGCACGGGCCAUUCCCGGCCAGGAAACGCCGUGGCGCCGCGUUGGGCCUAACUCGAGUCCUGCUGCCUCCCGGGAGUGCUGUGCGCCGCAGCCCGGGCCCAGGCCCCGGCAGCGCCUGGGACAAGGUCUUCAGAGCUACUGGCAGAUAAUUUUGGGGGACUUCAUAUUUGGAGGUCUAUAAAAAGGAUUCCUCAUGUCCAUAACAUGUUGGUUAAGGCUGUGCAGCUCACCCCCACUCUCAGAGUGGCCAGUCUCCAUUAAUUGGACCCCGUGAUUUCCACUCUGUGCUGUAUUGGACGUCAUGAGCAUUGCAAUCCCUCUGGGAGUCACCACACCAGAUACAUCCUACUCAGAUAUGGCUGCUGGAUCAGAAAAGGAAGUGGAAGCCCCCUACCUUUCAAGACGAAGUGGCACUACACCAGGAUGUGAAAGUCCAGCGAAAGAGACCCAAGGGGCCUAGGGGGCAGCACACCCCCAGAAGCCAAGUCUAUUCCAGGCAGUACCAGGGAUUAGGGUCUGGGCUGGAAAAAUCCUGGUGUUUUGAAUAUGUUCAGGUCCAGUUCAGACUCUUGAUCCCACAGCCACUUCUUGAGUGAGGGUAUCCUGUCUUGGUAGUGAAUGGAAGAGGGCCUGGUCCCUGGGGCAGUGCAGAAGGCACUUUCAUCAUCUCACUCACUGCAAAUGUCAUGUGAGGUUUCAUGGAAGUAUUAAGAGAUCCAAUUAAGAAGAAUAGUUCUGAGUCUAAACCAGCCCAGAGUGGCUUCUCUAGGGGAAACUCCCUGCUCAGCUGCCCUGAAUCUGUGGAGGCUAGUCCAGCAGUUAAUGAGAAGAGCGUGUAUUCCACUCAUAAUUAUGGGACCACUCAGAGACAUGGGUGUCGAGGACUGCCUUAUGCUGAUCAUAAUUACGGAGCCCCUCCUCCUCCGACACCUCCUGCUUCUCCCCCUGUCCAGACGAUCAUCCCUCGUUCUGACCUGAAUGGCCUGCCGUCGCCCGUAGAGGAACGCUGUGGAGACAGCCCGAACUCUGAAGGAGAGACUGUUCCUACCUGGUGUCCUUGUGGUCUUUCUCAGGAUGGCUUCCUUCUCAACUGUGACAAGUGCAGGGGAAUGAGCAGGGGGAAGGUUAUUAGACUUCAUCGGCGGAAGCAGGACAACAUAUCAGGUGGGGAUAGCAGUGCAACAGAAAGCUGGGAUGAGGAGCUUUCUCCUUCCACUGUGUUGUACACAGCAACACAGCACACACCUACAAGCAUCACCCUAACUGUUAGAAGAACCAAACCCAAGAAGCGGAAGAAGAGUCCAGAAAAGGGUCGUGCAGCAGCAAAGACGAAGAAAAUCAAGGCAUUUCGAGAGGGAUCCCGGAAGUCCUUGCGGAUGAAGAAUUCUCCUUCUGAAGCACAGAAUUUAGAUGAGAAUACAACUGAGGGAUGGGAAAAUCGGAUAAGACUAUGGACUGAUCAGUAUGAAGAAGCUUUCACUAAUCAGUACAGUGCAGAUGUACAGAACGCCCUUGAACAACAUCUACAUUCUAGCAAGGAAUUUGUGGGCAAACCUGCUAUUUUAGACACUAUUAAUAAGACUGAAUUGGCCUGUAAUAAUACAGUUAUUGGUUCCCAAAUGCAGCUACAGUUGGGAAGAGUCACUCGUGUUCAAAAGCACCGGAAGAUCCUGAGGGCUGCAAGAGACUUGGCUCUGGACACUCUUAUAAUAGAGUAUCGAGGGAAAGUCAUGUUACGACAGCAAUUUGAGGUCAAUGGGCAUUUCUUCAAAAAACCAUACCCCUUUGUGCUCUUCUACUCAAAAUUCAAUGGUGUAGAGAUGUGUGUGGAUGCACGUACUUUCGGUAAUGAUGCUCGGUUCAUCAGAAGAUCAUGUACACCAAAUGCAGAGGUGCGACACAUGAUUGCAGAUGGGAUGAUUCACCUGUGUAUCUAUGCGGUAUCUGCCAUCACCAAAGAUGCUGAGGUCACCAUAGCAUUUGACUAUGAGUACAGUAACUGUAAUUAUAAAGUGGACUGUGCGUGUCACAAGGGGAACCGGAAUUGCCCUAUACAGAAAAGGAAUCCCAAUGCUGCAGAACCACCACUCCCACCUCCUCCAAGCUUACCCACCAUCGGAGCGGAGACAAGACGUAGAAAAGCACGACGGAAAGAGCUAGAGAUGGAGCAGCAGAAUGAGGCUCCAGAAGAGGAUAACAAUCAGCAACCAGAACAAGUUCCUGAGAAAGCAGCUGUGUCCAGUGAUCAUGAGGAAAUAGACAAUCCAGAAGAAAAAGCAGAAGAAGAGAAAGAAGAAGUUACAGAUGACCAGGAGAACCCAGCUUAUAGCAGAAGGACCCGGGAAGAUAGGAAGGUCGAAGCCAUCAUGCAUGCUUUUGAAAACUUAGAGAAAAGAAAGAAGCGGCGGGAUCAUCAGCCCUUGGAACAAAACAGCUCUGACGUAGAGAUUACUACCACCACUUCAGAGGCCGCCGUGGGAGAAGAGGCAAAAACUGAAGCCCCUGAACCCGAAGUUAGCAACCCUGCUUCAAACAUGGCCAUCCCAAGCACCGCACAGAGUGUUGGAGUGAACACCCGGAGGUCUUCCCAAGCAGGGGAUGUUGCUGCAGAAAAACCAGUCCCCAAGCCACCUCCAGCAAAGCCUUCUAGGCCCCGACCGAAGAGUCGAAUUUCUCGGUACCGGACCAGUUCAGCCCAAAGACUAAAGCGUCAGAAGCAGGCCAUUGCACAACAGGCGGAGUUGUCACAAGCUGCCUUGGAAGAGGGAGGAAAUAACAGCUCUGUAACUCCUACUGAAGCUGGAAAUAUAGACAGUUCAGGAGAAAACAGGCUAUUAAUGGGGUCUGACCCAACUGUAGUAUCAGUUACUGGAUCCCAUGUCAACCGUGCUGCACCUAAAUACCCCAAAACCAAAAAGUAUCUAGUUACAGAAUGGUUGAAUGACAAAGCAGAGAAGCAAGAAUGCCCUGUUGAGUGCCCUUUACGUAUCACCACGGAUCCAACUGUACUGGCAACAACCCUGAACAUGUUACCCGGUCUUAUCCAUUCCCCAUUAAUUUGCACCACCCCCAAACACUACAUUCGCUUUGGCUCACCCUUUAUCCCUGAGAGACGUCGAAGGCCCCUUCUGCCUGAUGGCACCUUCAGCUCCUGUAAAAAGCGCUGGAUAAAGCAAGCCUUGGAAGAAGGGAUGACUCAAACAUCAUCUGUACCCCAAGAGACUAGAACUCAGCACCUAUACCAAAGUAAUGAGAAUAGUAACUCUUCUAGUAUCUGCAAAGACAAUGCAGACUUGUUGAGCCCAUUAAAGAAAUGGAAGUCUCGCUAUCUGAUGGAACAGAAUGUUACCAAGUUACUGCGGCCUCUUUCUCCAGUCACACCACCCCCUCCCAAUCCAGGCUCAAAGAGCCCCUCGUUGACCACACCUGGCCCAUCUCACCCAGAAGAGGAGUGUCGAAAUGGAUACAGCCUCAUGUUCUCACCAAUCACGUCUCUUACUACUGCUAGUCGCUGCAAUACUCCUCUGCAGUUUGAGCUUUGUCACCGGAAAGACCUGGACUUGACAAAAGUAGGCUACCUUGACUCCAACACUAACAGCUGUGCUGACAGACCUUCCCUGAUCAACUCAGGUCCUUCUGACCUGGCUCCUCAUCCCUCUGUCGGGCCCCCCUCUGAGACUGGCUUUCCAAGCAGGAGUGGAGAUGGACAUCAGACCCUUGCAAGGAACUCGGACCAGGCAUUUCGGACAGAGUUUAACUUAAUGUACGCCUACUCCCCGUUGAACGCUAUGCCUCGAGCAGAUGGAUUAUAUCGAGGGUCUCCCCUAGUAGGGGAUAGGAAGCCUUUACAUUUGGACGGGGGAUAUUGUUCCCCUGCAGAAGGGUUUCCCAGCAGAUAUGAACAUGGUUUUAUGAAAGACCUCUCUCGUGGAUCCAUGUCACCUGGUGGUGAAAGGGCUUGUGAAGGAGUCCCAUCUGCCCCCCAGAACCCACCGCAGAGGAAAAAGGUAUCCCUGCUGGAGUACCGAAAACGGAAACAAGAAGCCAAGGAGAAUUCUGCUGGUGGGGGAGGUGACUCUGCACAAAGCAAAAGCAAGUCUGCAGGAGCUGGGCAAGGCAGCAGCAACUCACUUUCUGACACUGGUGCCCAUGGUGUACAGGGAUCCUCAACCCGAACUCCAUCUUCCCCUCACAAAAAAUUCUCCCCAUCUCAUUCCUCUAUGUCCCAUAUGGAGGCGGUAAGCCCAUCAGAUUCCAGAGGCACUUCAUCUCACUGCAGACCUCAAGAGAAUAUCAGCAGUAGGUGGAUGGUUCCCACGUCAGUGGAACGACUCCGAGAAGGAGGGAGCAUCCCCAAGGUCCUCCGAAGCAGUGUGAGGGUGGCCCAAAAAGGGGAGCCUUCUCCCACGUGGGAGAGUAACAUCACAGAAAAAGACUCAGACCCUGCAGAUGGAGAAGGCCCAGAGACACUGAGCUCAGCACUCUCUAAAGGAGCAGCCGUUUACAGCCCUUCCAGAUACAGCUACCAGCUCCUGCAGUGUGAUAGUCCACGGACAGAAUCACAAAGCCUCCUUCAGCAGAGUUCCUCCCCCUUUAGAGGACAUCCCACCCAAUCUCCAGGAUACAGUUAUCGAACUACUGCACUGAGACCUGGAAAUCCCCCCUCUCACGGUUCUUCAGAAUCUUCCCUCUCUUCUGCGUCCUAUUCCAGCCCCGCCCACCCUGUAUCCACAGACUCGUUGGCCCCAUUUACGGGGACACCAGGGUAUUAUAGCAGCCAGCCACAUUCUGGAAACAGCACUGGCAGCAAUCUUCCAAGGAGGAGCUGCCCUUCUAGUGCUGCUAGCCCUACCCCACAGGGCCCCUCAGACUCGCCAACCUCAGACUCGGUCUCCCAGUCCAGCACAGGAACUCUGAGUUCCACCUCCUUCCCUCAGAACUCUAGGUCGUCAUUGCCAUCAGACUUACGGACUAUCAGUCUGCCCAGUGCUGGGCAGUCUGCUGCCUACCAGGCCUCCAGGGUAUCUGCGGUUUCCAAUUCACAGCACUACCCACACCGUGGGAGUGGGGGUGUACACCAGUACCGACUCCAGCCGCUGCAAGGGUCAGGAGUCAAGACUCAGACAGGACUUUCCUAGGGCUUCUGGAUUUGGGCAAACAGAACUGAAUGAGCCCAUAGCUGCUUCCUUCCAGCUGCCUCUGGAACCUAGGCCGAGCAUAUUGCUGGGGAAGAGGGUACAAGGUGCCAGAGGACUGGGUCUGGUCGACAAGAAACGAGACUUGUGGUCGCGACUGGCUCUGGCCUUGGAGAAAGAUGUAAAUCUUGUCUGAAGCAGAGACUAUAAAGAAGUUUCUCCCUGCUGUUAAGGGUACAUUGUUGACAAGCAAAUGGUGUUCCGGUUAGUAACGGUUCUAAGUGCAAUGAGUCGUGUUGAAGCCUCUGUCUCCUGUCCUUGCCUGUAGCCUGUAGUCACUUGUGCAGUGGGGACAUCUUUUUACACACACACACACACACACACACACACACACACACACACACACACACACACAACACACACACACACACACACCCUCCCCCCCCCAAAAAAGAAGUUUUCUUUUCAGAGGAAAAAAAGUCAGAAGAGCCAAUCUCAGAGCCCCAAGCCAUCAGAGUAGUAUUAGGGUUUUUAUGCACUUAAGAAGGGUAGGUAUGGAAAUGUUUGCCCUGUGACAACUAUUCCCAAAGCAGGUACCUGGCCGAGAUGUGUCCACCAAGAAUACUCCCUACCUUUGUCUUAAAAUCACUGAGAAAUAGGCAGGGAUGGCAAAACUUGGAAUGUGCUCUGGCUGAGGGGUGCCUGGCUCUCUGAAGAAGAGCUCCUGGUCAACUCUUGGGAUUCAGGAGCAGAUGAUCAUAGUAGAUUGUCUGAGCCCCCAGCUGUUCCCACCCUCCUCCCCUCCCCAAGCUGUCUCACAGCUCAGUAACCCAGAAAGGAAGUAGGCAAAGAAAAGAGAAAUAAGUGAGAUGGGCCAAUUGCAUUGCUACUUAUCAGCUGUUGGCAAUAAAUUUGAUUAGCAAGGAUCCCAAGUGUUUUGGGAAUUCUUUGAAUUUUAUUUUUUCUACUCCCAGUUAAUCAGGAGUUGAUGAUCCCAUGAAUAGGACCACCUCCAUGAUUAGGGAGCACGCACUUGUGACUGCAGGGUAAGAGUGGAAAGAUACAUUUGUGGAGUGGCACCGACAGGACUGUGAUUGUGUGUGGGCAUGUCCCACAUUUCUUUGGGGGAUGCUUAUUUGAGAGUGGCCCAGGUGAGAGAGUUAAAAAGCCACCCACACACCUAACACUGUUCUGGAUGAGAGACUCGAGCAGACUGGCUUCUCCCCAUCAGUGCAUUGUGCCUGUUGUACACCCCUGGAGGAGCCCUGGAGCCUGCCCAGGUGGGGUACACAAUCUUUUUAAAUUCCAUACGGUUGCCAGCUUAUUUCUUUCACUUGUUUACUGUAAUAUCUGGCGUGUUUUUAUUUAUCUAAUUUUGUAUUCAGUUAUAACCAUGGUAGGGGUAGCAAAUAUAUGACAGGUGUAAUCCCUGGUGCUGCAGUGGACCUUACUUCUUUUCUUUUGGACAAGAUAAUACUGUGAGUCUCCCUCCUUCCUUCCAAUUUGUUUUCUUCUUUUUUUCUCCAGCCUCUUGCAUCCCCUUCUUUUCUACCCUCUCCUACAACUAUCAUAUGCACAGUCUUCUCUCUUUGUGUGUGACUGUUACAAAAUUUCACUUUUUCAAAAUUGAAAUCAGGUGUUUGCUCAAAUGAGGGGAGAUUUUUUUUGUUUUGUUUUGUUUUAAUGCUGAAACCUCAGCACAAUACUUUUCUUUUUGUUGUUUCCCCCACAAACCCAUCAGUCUGGGAGAGCGUUGGGAGUGGAAAUCAUGUUGCCUGGGAUGCUGGUUUCUUUGUAUAUUAUAUAAAACGUAUGUAAAUGUCUCUCCAUUUGGGCUGGGGUUUGCAUUCUCCCCUUGGCUUUAGCCAGGGGGAGAGGCCAGCGGGCAGGCGGCCCUCACCCUGCCUGGCACGUGCAGAGACCCCAGCCACUCUGUGUGGGCAGGGUGCUGUCAAGACCAGACCUCUGGGGGGGGUGGGGGCGGGGGGUGGGGGGAACUCUUGGAAGGGAAGAAGUAUCACUUCUUUCUCAAGUGGAGUGUUUACACCUUGCUGUAACAUUUGAACUUUCACAAGAGAUGUAAUAAUUUUGAUAAUAAAAUUCUUAACCAUAA
This is a messenger RNA of Zalophus californianus (California sea lion), 7447 nucleotides long. RefSeq names its product SET domain containing 5 (gene SETD5). Bases 898 to 5337 code for a protein of 1479 amino acids. The record is from RefSeq and is a predicted model, not a curated record. The transcript is spliced from 26 exons. Gene Ontology annotation, molecular function: protein binding. Lineage: Eukaryota; Metazoa; Chordata; Mammalia; Carnivora; Otariidae.